AUGUCGCAUCUCACAGCCGCUACCGUGGUGUUGUCUGCAUUGCUCUUCGCCCCUUCAAAUGCAUCACCAGCACUGCACGCUCGCGACUGGCACUCGCAGUCGAUUGCUCCUUUCGGUUUCAGCAGCUCUACAACCGCAUCUAUACCGGCAUCGAGCUCUACGUCUACAUCUUCCGGCUGCCCCGCCGUCUGGUCAACCGUUGCGACGGACCUGAAAUCGGCCUUCACGGGCUGCAACGUCCUGGCACGAAACGCGAUUCGUUUCGCCUUCCACGAUGCUGCCGGAUACAGCAGUAAGACGCCUUACUACGCCCCAGCGACUGGUGGCGCUGAUGGAUCCUUGCUACUAAGCAGCGAUGAGAUCAAGCGUCAGAUCGAAGCGCCGUUGCAGAGAUAUCAACCCUGGUUACUAGGCAAGUACAACAAGUACCAUAGCCAGGGCGUUGGUGCCGCGGAUCUGGUGCAGUUUGCCGGCAACAUUGGCAUCAGGAGCUGCAACGGUGGGCCUAUCGUGAGGACUCUCGUAGGUCGCCAAGACACCUCCACCGCAGCCCCAGAAGGCAUGCUUCCAGAAGCCUUCGGCCAAGGUUCAGACUACGACACCCUUGUCCAGCUGUUCUUAGACAAAGGCUUCAGCGCAACAGAUCUCGCCGCGCUUAUCGGCGCACAUACCGUCUCUCAAGCCUUCGCCGAACAAGGCAAUGGUAUCCCACCCGGCGGACCCCAGGACUCAACGCCGACGCAGUGGGACACGACCUACUACAAGGAGCUGCAGAGUGAUCCGCGUGGCGUUUACCACUUCCAGAGCGAUGUGAAUCUGGGUAACCAGACCACUGCGGUUGGUAUGCAGAUGGCGAGGUUUGCGCAGGAUGAGGAAGCGUUUGAUGCGGCGUUUGCGGAUGCUAUGGGGAGGAUGAAUUUAUUGGGUAUUUCGGAGGAGGUUAGUAGUGGGUUUGCCGAUUGUACGAGUCUGGUUCAGUGA
Molecule: messenger RNA, 981 nt
Organism: Baudoinia panamericana UAMH 10762
Lineage: Eukaryota; Fungi; Ascomycota; Dothideomycetes; Mycosphaerellales; Teratosphaeriaceae
Exons: 2
Coding region: 1-981 (326 amino acids)
Biological process (GO): cellular response to oxidative stress; response to reactive oxygen species; hydrogen peroxide catabolic process
Molecular function (GO): peroxidase activity; heme binding
Source: RefSeq, a predicted model, not a curated record